This is a messenger RNA of Amborella trichopoda, 1673 nucleotides long. RefSeq lists its product as uncharacterized. Lineage: Eukaryota; Viridiplantae; Streptophyta; Magnoliopsida; Amborellales; Amborellaceae. The record is from RefSeq and is a predicted model, not a curated record. Gene Ontology annotation, molecular function: RNA endonuclease activity.
GGUUCCCAUCUACUGCCGACACGAUUGAUGUUAACCUGUUGAGAGAGAAUUCAGAGAGAGAAACAGUGGUUGAGAGUUGCGGUGAAUUGGAGGGAUAUGGAGACUUAGACGGCGAGAGUUAGAGAGAUAAGCAGGGAGUUAGAGACGCAGGGAGUUGAGAGUUGCGGUGAAAUGGAGGGGUUGAUCAAGGGCCUCCUCGAUGUUGCUCUUGGACAGGGGAAUGAACCAGACUCUCCUUCACGAGAAGAACGCUCCAGAUCCACCUGGGCCGAGGUUGUAUCGGAAGGAAAUGACAAUGAAGGUUCACGUCCUCAGGACAAUUAUCGUCCCCAUCAUAGACAGGAGGAGGCUGAUGAUGGUUGGCAAAAUGUUGGUGGGUAUCAAAGGAAGCAUGAGGAGUAUCCACAACACAAGGGUUUAGCAAGUAGCCAACAAUAUGACAACGCGGAUUCAUAUGCAUCUCACGAAGACUGCCGUCCACAUCGAACCGACAUAGACUAUCCUCCCCGUAGAGAGGGGGUGAAUGUAAAUGGUGAUGGUUGGCAAACUUUUAGUGGACAUCACCGGAAACAAGAAGAGCACUCCCCCAAGCUUACUAGUGAAUCUCAUCAUGAAUAUGGGACUGGUUACACUGUUGAUACAAACCCCUCCAAAGAAGAGCUCUCUGAUCUAUCAAAAGCAUGUAAUAGACUCUGGGAGCUGGAUCUCAACCGCUUGGAACCUGGAAAAGACUAUAAGAUUGAUUGUGGAGAAGGGAAGAAGGUUUAUCAAAAGGAAGAUAUGGCUCAAAGUAAACUGUUUACCUGGUUGAACCCUGAUAUAUUUAAGCAGCCAACUUAUUUUCGUUUCCGUUUAUUACUGGAUAAUUACAAUCCAAAUGAAGGAUGCAAAGAAGUUGUUACUUCUCAAGAAAGACAAGAACAGGCUGCAUUUAUUGAGGAGAUUAGUUCCACUGCACCAAUCAAAUAUCUUCAUCAAUAUCUUGUCCACUUAGGUAUUGCACCUGAGAGUUAUGAAGAUUUCAAGGGAAUGCUGGUGCAUUUAUGGUUCGAUCUUUACAACAGAGGUGGGGCAUCCAGUUCUUCUGCUUUUGAACACGUUUUUGUUGGUGAAAUCAAGAACAAAACAGAAAAUGAAGUCUCUGGUUUUCACAACUGGAUCCAGUUUUAUUUGGAAGAAACAAUGGGAAGAGUUGAUUAUCAAGGAUACAUCAUUCCCAGAAGGCACAGAGAAAUGCCAGAUUCUGAAACUCAGUUACUCACAGUCCAGUUCGAAUGGAAUGGUAUUUUGAAAUCAGUUUCCAGCACUUUGGUUGGAGUGAGCCCAGAGUUUGAGAUUGCACUCUACACCCUCUGUUUUUACAUUGGUGAGGAAGACAACCACGUUCAACUUGGUCCCUACCCUGUGAAUAUAAAAUGCUAUCGUUUUGGGAAUGAGAAGAUUGGCUCCGUCUUUCCAAUAGCUCAGAACUAGCUUUCUAGUGGAUGAAGGGAAACUAUAUGGAUUUAUGUUGGGCGUCUGUAAAUUGAGCAAAUGCUUUAUUUCAAAGAGAAACGACCAUGCUAUUCAUUAUGGACCUUUGGCUAACUCUCGUAUAAGCAUACCUCUUUGAUAUAUUAUUAGUUUUUAGUAGAAUUGAAUAAUAAAAAGGAGUGUUGGGGUUUUACUGGAAA